AUGACACGGAUGAACACAAUGACUAGCCCACCGGAAACUGAAAGUAAUACUAACCAAAAGGUGGCAGUCUUUAUGGCCGGUUUUACCUUAGCCCAGGUACCUCGUUUAGCAGUUUCCGCUGGUAAGUUUUCUGCUGUAAGGUUCAGGAUCAGUUCCAGCUACAUUCCUCUCUUCCUUAAUCAGAUGAUUAUCUCGUAUAGAAUUGCUGCUUUACUUGGGACAAUGGUGAUGAACGGAUUAAUUCUGGGUUGUCCUAACUUUAAACAACACCUGGGUAUUGUAUCUUCCAUAUGUACCUCUUCAAUGUCGCUUUGUUAUGCUCUAACGUUAGUGACAUUCUACACUGGAGGAGACCAAGGGUACAUUACAGCUUACUACUGGGGUAUUGUAUUAACGUCAUUCAUGUAUGGUUGUAGUGUUGUCUCUGUAACAACUUUGGCGUCGAGCGAGAUUGCAGGAUAUUUAGCGGCCAUACCAGCGGCGUCUAUAGUUUCUUCCUCAUACCAUCUUUCAUUUGUCAAGUUUGGAAACAAAUUUAGACUUCAGAAUAUAAACUACUGGGUAGUAGUAUGGCAAAUUAUCACUGCUAUUUGUUUAGCAGUAAUUGCAGCGGGAAUUUGGAUAGUUGCGUACGGUGAUGGAAAGGCUGUUAGUUCUGGUACUACUGCUGAAGAAGAUGAUUUUUGGACUGGUUUGAGCCUGUCUGGGUCACCACUAUUUCUAGCUGCAUUUGGUUACGGACUACAGUAUGCCUUCUACCCGGCCAUUGCACCUUAUAAACUUGCUGGUAUUCAAAAGGGUUUUUACAUUUCCUUGGCACUGCUUUAUACUGGAGCAAUACCACCUGCAAUUCUACUAUAUCUAAAGGAGGCAAAGAAGGGUCCAGAUAAAAAUUGGACAGAAUAUUAUGGAUGGCAUUACGCUUGGUUCCUUUUUGCUCUAGAGGUGACAUGUGCAUACAUUUUCACGAUUAUAUUGCACUAUCCAGAUGGGUUUAUAGCCAGAACACUUCGGCAUAGCACAAUACUCCUCACACUUGUUAUUGUCUUGUAUGAUAUGUGUGUACAUACUACUAGGGGUAUUGGAUCUAACGGGGCCUCAAGACAAACUAAAGAGGGUAAUAGUAAGAAAAACUCAAAAAUGGCUACAUUAAACACACUACUUUAUUCUAUAACGCAGUUAAUAUUCGCCUUCAUGGGUAAUGGUUAUCUCAAGACUUACUCAAAAUAUGAGAAAGAUCCAGACAACUGGCCUACCAAGCACUUUACCACAAGAAAGGCAUUCUGGUACUGGUGUGGAUGCUCCACAAAAUGUGCAUGCAAGAAUCUUGUGACAGCCUUUACCACAGAUGUUAGAGGGUCUAUCGUUGAAAAGAGGGAAUUUCUCUAUGUCGUAUAUGCUGAUGAAGUGGAUAAUAGUAGAAAGCCUCCUAACGCGAAAGAUCCUACAGUAAUGAAGAUAGUUCAUGACAUAUAA
Molecule: messenger RNA, 1476 nt
Organism: Theileria equi strain WA
Lineage: Eukaryota; Apicomplexa; Aconoidasida; Piroplasmida; Theileriidae
Exons: 1
Coding region: 1-1476 (491 amino acids)
Source: RefSeq, a predicted model, not a curated record